Messenger RNA from Cataglyphis hispanica, 1333 nucleotides. RefSeq names its product transmembrane protein 42. The record is from RefSeq and is a predicted model, not a curated record. Lineage: Eukaryota; Metazoa; Arthropoda; Insecta; Hymenoptera; Formicidae. The transcript is spliced from 6 exons. The coding region runs from base 730 to 1149 and encodes 139 amino acids.
AAACGUUCUUGUGUUGUCAGUCUUUCAACAUGUACCAUUUCUGCCACUAGCUCUGAGUGUUCCAUUGUUAUGUGUUUGUAAUUUGUGCAGGUAUAUUUACCUGUUUACAACAAAGACAAAGAAGAAAACAUCAUUAAAUCUAUAAAGCCAAGAUCUCAUUCUCAGAUAAUUUGAUCUUUUUGUACAAAUACUGGACACUAUUCUGAUGUCAGAAUUUUCAUUUAUUUCAACAAUACAUACGCAACUUGAUUGAUUUUCCUGAGUUAUCUGGCAGGAAUGAUAGCACAUUUUAUUCUAGUGCUCUGCAAAAUUUAUCAGGUACUUAGGAAUACAUCGCACUCUUUCCUCGUUCGUACGGCAAACGAUUCAACGUGGGCACACAGUGAAAAACAAGCGAGAGCGCGGAUGGAUCUUACUUCCUGCCAAUUAUAUCGCUCGGCGAGGCCGAAGCCGAAACCGAAGCCAUCGUGCGAUCAAGGCCAGGAUGAGCGGUGCGUAACGCGCAGGAUCUCUCUAAUAGGAAAGCAGGAUAAAUUUUCCGUGGGGAAGCGAAACAUCGAGAUCGGCGAUCGAAUGCAAUCGAGUUUUCCGCCGUGGAAAAUCAACAACCAGGUAUCGCAAACGACUUUGGAUACCGGCUAUCAGGCACCGCAUACCGUUCAUCGAAUCAUCUCUCUCUUUUUUGUCAACAUCUGGGUCUGAAUCCAGACCUUGCCGUUAGCUACCGAUAUGGAAGAAUAUCGCGGAAGCGGGGCAUAUCUUGCGAUCGUUGCUGGCGUUUUCGCGACCGGUGGCAGCCUCCUGGGUAAGCUCGCCGGCGCUAACAACGCAUCGUCAUUGUUGCAGUUAUUACUAAAAGGAGCGCUUCUGGUCUUUAUGAUCGUGUGCAACACCGUGGGAUGUACGUUUUUUGUCAAAGCGCUUCAUGGCAGCGGAUCCUCUUUGCCGGUAACGGUCGCCAGUGCAGCUACAAACUAUGUUUGUUCUGCUUUUGUAGGCUUCAUCGUGUUUGAUGAAUCUACAUCAUUGGCCUGGUGGUGUGGAACUUCCUUGGUACUUCUCGGCUUAAUUUUGACAUGUUACGUUCCCGCUGAAAAGAAUGAGAAGAAAGAGGUUUUCAUCAUCGAGAAGAAAUUAAAGCAUCAAUAAUCAGCAGCAAGCACUUUUAUAUUAAAAACGGUGAUGUUACAACAGUAUUAUACGAUUUACUUCUAUUUUUCUAUUGAUAUUGCAAAUAUCUAUUAUGUGCUCUUAUCGGAAAUUUACUAUAUUGUUGAAGGAUAAACUGUGACUAAUUUCUCGUGAAAUAUAUUUUCCUAUUAACUCCUGGUAA